Meriones unguiculatus (Mongolian gerbil) is the source of this 3400-nucleotide messenger RNA. RefSeq names its product GATA binding protein 5 (gene Gata5). Bases 358 to 1635 code for a protein of 425 amino acids. Gene Ontology annotation, biological process: positive regulation of transcription by RNA polymerase II; cardiac muscle tissue development; negative regulation of transcription by RNA polymerase II. NCBI's taxonomy places the organism in Eukaryota, Metazoa, Chordata, Mammalia, Rodentia, Muridae. Gene Ontology annotation, molecular function: DNA-binding transcription factor activity, RNA polymerase II-specific; RNA polymerase II cis-regulatory region sequence-specific DNA binding; zinc ion binding. The transcript has 6 exons. The record is from RefSeq and is a predicted model, not a curated record. Gene Ontology annotation, cellular component: nucleus.
GCUGCCCUAGCUCCCGGGAUUCCCUGCAGAGCUGCUCCCUCCGGAGACCCAGUCUACAACCCACCGGUCACCGGCCCUCGGCCAGCCCCGCGCCUCCCUGCCCCGCGGGUGAGGGCUUUGGCCAGCGAUCUUUCCGCGCGUGGCAAGGACCUCAAUCCUGAGUUCCUGAGCCUCUUCCUAACCCGGGAGGAGCCCGGGACCUGCCCCGGUGAACCGACUUCAGAAGAACGGAGUGCGCAAGCGGAGCAGCAGCACCUGCCCAGGGCGAGCGCGAGAUCUGAUGGAGGGGGCCCAGUGAUCCUGCCCUCGACGCCUGUUUUUCUUCUCUGCAGGUCAGGCUCGUGCGGGGAGUGAGAAAUGUACCAGAGCUUGGCGCUGGCUCAGAGCCCCAGCCAGGCCACCUACGCCGACUCGGGAGCCUUUCUGCACUCCUCGGGAGCCGGCUCCCCGGUGUUCGUGGCACCCACGCGCGUGCCCUCCAUGCUGCCCUACCUGCCUGCGUGUGAGCCGGGCUCGCAGUCUCCCGCGCUCGCCGCACAUUCCAGCUGGACGCAGGCAGCUGCCGCCGAUUCCUCAGCCUUCGGCUCCGGAAGCCCGCACCCACCAGCCGCACAUCCACCCGGAGCCACCGCCUUCCCAUUCGCACACAGCCCCCCGGGAUCGGCCAGCGGCAGCAGCGCGGGGCCCCGGGACGGCGGCGCCUUCCAGGGCGCGCUAUUGGCUCGCGAACAGUACCCAACCUCGCUCGGGAGGCCCGUGGGUGCCUCGUACCCUACGACCUACCCAGCAUACGUGAGUCCAGAUGUAGCCCCUUCGUGGACCUCCGGACCCUUCGACAGCAGCAUCCUGCAUGGUCUGCAAAGUCGUCCUGGUGGCCUCCCUGGCCGGAGAGCCACCUUCGUACCUGACUUCUUGGAGGAGUUCCCUGGUGAGGGCCGGGAGUGCGUCAACUGUGGAGCCCUGUCUACACCCUUGUGGCGCCGUGAUGGCACUGGACACUACCUAUGCAACGCCUGCGGCCUCUAUCACAAGAUGAACGGGGUCAACCGGCCGCUAGUGAGGCCCCAGAAGCGUCUGUCCUCGUCCCGUCGAUCCGGCCUCUGCUGCUCCAACUGCCACACUGCCACCACCACCCUCUGGAGGCGCAACGCAGAGGGCGAGCCUGUGUGCAAUGCCUGUGGCCUCUACAUGAAGCUCCAUGGGGUGCCAAGGCCACUGGCAAUGAAAAAGGAGAGUAUCCAGACCAGAAAACGGAAACCGAAGAACCCUGCCAAGAUCAAGGGCUCCUCAGGUGCGCAGGGAGCCAAGAGGGGCCACUCCCAGGCCUCUGAGUCUCACUCUAAACCAGCCCCUGGAUCCACAGCAAACACCGCAACCUCUUCUCCCACUAUCCUCAACACCGAGAGCUCAGCCACCACUUUGAAGGCAGAGACAAGUCUGGCUUCUCCAGUGUGUGCUGGGCCCACUGUCCCCUCCCAGGCCCCCAGCCCAGCGGACGAAUCCCUGGCCCCCAGCCACUUGGAGUUCAAGUUUGAGCCUGAAGACUUUGCCUUCACCAACUCGUCCCUGAGCCCCCAGGCUGGCCUCAGUGGGGUCCUGCGUCAAGAGACCUGGUGUGCCCUGGCCUUGGCCUAGGUGCUUAGAGAACUGUCACCCCAGGGGAUCCUAGGAACAGAGGUUAGUUCCUGAAACCAGCAGCCCCAUGGGUCCCUCAGCACUGUCGUGGGAAAGCUUUUUGUGCUGACUGCCUAGAGAAAGAAGAAGGCUGGUGGAUGAAGGGUUGGAGCCCCAUCUGGGAUAGCAAUGGACUGCCCAGACCCCUCAUGGACUGCUCUGCAGCCAAGAUGACUGGAGAUACCCACCAAUUACUUGAAUUCAGCUCUUGCCAUCAAUGGUCAACAUUUACAGUUUGUAGCAGCUGGCAAAGGUUCACAGCAUCCCCCAGUAAAAUCUGAUCCAAGUGAAACAAACAGAGUCCAGGCAGGCAAUAAGAGAAAGGGGACCCGACACAAAGCCACUGGAGCCUCAAGGUCUUCAUAACCCAUGUUUCACUCUGCAAAGCUGAAAGGUUCUUUCUUGCCUAUGGAUGGAUGCAGGACUGCCGGAGACCAGUGUGCAGGUUGAGCAAUGAACCAGGACACUACCCCAAGGCAAAUGCAUCUCUCUGGCCAUCAUCACAAACUUCUGUAUUUAUUUAUACAUUCCUUUCCAGACAGGGCAGUAAAGGGCCUUGUUCUGGCAAUCUGCACACUUAGGCUUUUGCUGGUGGGUAGACCCACACAGAGACAAUCUUGGAACUGGGUCUUGGAACUGGGUGACAUGUGGCCUUGUGGCCUGGCUCAGCCAUCAUCCCAGCAGUUGUUAAAGCAGCCUUAUUUGCAGUAUCCUCUUCAUACCAGGUCAUGUCAGCUGGUGGUGACUGACCAGGAGCUUCGGGUCAGUUUUAGGGCCCUGAUGCAGCAAGGUGAUGGCAGUGGAAGGCAGAGGUGUUCUGUAGGCCACACACCCUCCCACAGUCUUAUCUCCACUGGCCACUUCCUGGCAUUUCCACUGCCAGGUGAGGAAACCAAGAGGUCACCCAACCAUGAAGGCCACCCCUAACCUGCCUCCUGUGUGGAUCCUCAAUUUACCCAGUUCAGCUUGAGGGGGGAGGCAGUGGGCCCCAGUAAGAAGGAAAGCAAAGGACAAUAGUCUGCAACCUUUGCAGACAUCACAAGGACAAGAACAAGACAUGCUUCUGUCACUUGCUCCAAGUGGGCAUACCUCCCGUCCAUGCAUCUGUCGAAGGCAAAGCCAGCUGCCUGGAUGUCUAUUGGCACAUCCCAGAUACUGGGGUAGGGAGAAGGAGGGGACUAGAGACCCUGGCACAUGAGGCACCGUGUGGAUACCUCCAAGCACCCACGCCCCAAGUAUGCACUGAUGCAGACCAGACCACAGCAGCCGCAUGAGGGCUAUGUACAGUAUUCUCACUGCAGGGCUGUUCCUAUCAUCCAAGCCUCAGUUUCCCCAUCUGUGAUGAGAGAGGUGUCUGUGAUCACAUCUGUAACUCAUGCAUCUUCAAGGUGGCGCCAGGCACUCACCAACCUGGGGAGACUCCCUGGAGACAUCCACAGUGAGAGGCACAAGGCAGGUGGCAUCUCCUUGGGCGGAGAGGAAAGGAACUCAGCAGAGAGGGGCAUCCAGACAUGAGAUACCUUCCACUUCUGUUGUCUUUUUUCUUUCUUUGUUUUCUGUCUUUGAGACAGGGUCUGACUAUGUAGCUCUGGCUGCCCUGGAACUCAUUAUGUAGACCAGGCUGGUCUCAAACUCAUAGAGACCUCCCUGCCUCUGCUUCCUGAGUGCUGGGAUUAAAGGCAUGAGCCACCACGCCUGGCUUUCUUUUUCUUUUUUGUUUUGUUUU